GCAUAAAGUCAGUCCCCCUCUGCAUGGGGAUCAAGCCUUCACUCUCCUCUAAAAACUUAUGACAGACAACACACACAGAGAGAAAGAGAAAGGGGAAACUUUCUCUUUACGUUUGCUCAUCUUAAGGAACUUUCUACAUGACGACCGCAUCGUUUCAGAAAAGCUGCUAAGACGCGUUGAACGCAAAAAAGUUGUACCUUUUUCGAGGAUUACCUCCACUAGACCGGGAUUCAUAGCCUGGCGGUCGAGGUGAUGGAUUUUAACCUUCUAACGGACAGUGAGGCCCGCAGCCCGGCACUGUCUCUGUCUGACUCCGGGACGCCUCAGCACGAUCCGGGAUGCAAAGGCCAAGACAACAGUGACACAGAGAAGUCCCAUCAGAACCACACAGAUGAGUCGAACCCAGAGGACGGCUCUCUAAAGAAAAAACAGCGCCGGCAAAGGACACAUUUCACUAGCCAGCAGCUCCAGGAACUGGAAGCCACCUUUCAGAGAAACCGUUAUCCCGACAUGAGCACGCGAGAGGAGAUUGCGGUGUGGACCAACCUCACAGAAGCAAGAGUACGGGUGUGGUUUAAAAACCGCCGAGCCAAAUGGAGAAAGCGAGAAAGGAACCAGCAAGCCGAGCUGUGCAAGAACGGCUUCGGCGCCCAGUUCAAUGGACUCAUGCAGCCGUACGACGACAUGUACUCUGGCUACUCCUACAACAACUGGGCCACUAAGAGCCUGGCCAGCAGCCCGCUGUCAGCCAAAAGUUUUCCUUUCUUUAACUCCAUGAAUGUAAGCCCGCUGUCCUCCCAGCCAAUGUUCUCCCCGCCCAGCUCCAUCCCUUCCAUGAACAUGGCCUCAUCGAUGGUGCCCUCGGCGGUGGCAGGGGUGCCGGGCUCAGGCCUCAACAACCUGGGAAACCUGAACAACCUGAACAGCCCCACCCUCAAUUCUGCAGCCGUGUCAGCAGCCGCCUGCCCGUAUGCCACCACGGCCGGUCCAUACAUGUACAGAGACACCUGUAACUCCAGUCUGGCCAGCCUCCGGCUCAAGGCCAAACAGCACGCCAACUUCGCCUAUCCGGCCGUGCAGAACCCUGUUUCCAACUUAAGCCCCUGCCAGUACGCUGUAGACCGGCCGGUAUGAAAGCGUAGCGUCUAGCGUUCCAAAAAACAAAAAAGCCCCGACCUGAACUUCAAGCCCUUGUCUAGCCAACCCUACAUUCGACUCCGAGGCAUCAUCACCCUGCAAUGAACUGGAUUUCUGGGAAUAAAGCUUCACAAGGAAUGGAGCGUCACAAUGGACCAGGCCUCAAAGAACUCAUGCGAUAACAUGUUAAGACGCUGUCGCCGAACCGACCAACUGUUUAAAAGCUUUUGUCCGCUGCAUGAUUAGAGACAAAAGAGGACGUAAACACUUCCGCUGCACUCAGACCUCGCGAAAGAAUAUCAUAGGCAGAGAUGAGAGGAUGUACAUAAUGGACUCUGUAUUGUAUGUGAUAAAAUAUCUCAAAAAAUUUAGUAUUUUAACGAUGAAAGGAGCAUGUUCCUCAACAGCGAAGGAUAGACCUCCGCGAGGAAUUUUAAUCUUUGUUGUGAAUUCCAUUCACCUAAGGUCAGAGGUCAAAGGUUGUUGACGAGAUGAAACCUAGCAUUAAGUAGUUUCAGAUGAAAAGAGAGAGAAAAAAACACUGAAAAUUGGGACUUUUUUAUUUUAAACGAUGAACUAAAAAGCCAUUGAGUAAAUAGAUUUGUGUGGUGUUUAAAAAAAGGGAGUCUAUGACUGUAAUAUAAUGUAUGUAAGAGUGCAGUUGUUAUAAAACAAGCUUUUUUCCUGGUGUA
This is a messenger RNA of Danio aesculapii, 1829 nucleotides long. RefSeq names its product paired-like homeodomain 3 (gene pitx3). The transcript has 4 exons. Gene Ontology annotation, cellular component: nucleus. Bases 253 to 1134 code for a protein of 293 amino acids. Gene Ontology annotation, molecular function: RNA polymerase II cis-regulatory region sequence-specific DNA binding; DNA-binding transcription factor activity, RNA polymerase II-specific. NCBI's taxonomy places the organism in Eukaryota, Metazoa, Chordata, Actinopteri, Cypriniformes, Danionidae. The record is from RefSeq and is a predicted model, not a curated record. Gene Ontology annotation, biological process: regulation of transcription by RNA polymerase II; anatomical structure morphogenesis.